AUGGAGGCCAUGGAGACCAAAAUAUGCAUACAUAUCGCGACCGAUCGCGAGACUAAUGAACCAAUAUCCAAAUCAAUCACAGAUCUCCCCCCGGAGCUUGUCGCCCCAAUAUGUUCUUACCUCAGUAUUGAUGACCUUGUCCGCACCAUGCGAACCUGCAAGUACCUCCACGCUGUUGGAUCUGCCCAGCUACCCAAAACAAUUAAUUGUGAACUCCAGUCCCUAUUCUCAUUCAUCAGCCGGAGUCGCUAUAGGACGAGUUCUCGCGAUCCUAUCAAAUUAACCUGGCGAAAUGACGAUCUUUUGGCAAAUGCGGAGGAGGAAGACUCGAACGCUAGAAGUGAUGUCUUGCUUGGUUCUUUGUUGAAAGCUGUGAAGAGACAGUUGGCGAAGCCGGAUUUACCUAGGGUUUCGCUUGUACCGCAUAUUAUAUCUUUCGACGGGGAAGGUAAGUGUUUUGAUAUUUUCUGGGACGUUCUUAUCUUCCUGAAUAAAAGGGACGACAAACCGAAGAAGAAGAAGAAGAAGAAGAAGAAGAAGAAGAAGAAGAAGAAGAAGAAGAAGAAGAAGAAGAAACGAUUCUCAUUUUGUCGCUCUGUCACUAACAUCAUAAACUUCUAG
Orbilia oligospora ATCC 24927 is the source of this 621-nucleotide messenger RNA. RefSeq lists its product as uncharacterized. Bases 1 to 621 code for a protein of 206 amino acids. The record is from RefSeq and is a predicted model, not a curated record. Gene Ontology annotation, molecular function: protein binding. The transcript has a single exon. Lineage: Eukaryota; Fungi; Ascomycota; Orbiliomycetes; Orbiliales; Orbiliaceae.